UUGUUGACCAGAUCUCAAGAAACCCAACAAUGAUCAUUCAUCAUCAUCAUCAUUCCUUCAUUCCCUUUUUUCUCUUCAACAAAACAAACUUGCUUUAAACUCAAACCUCAACCACUCAACAAUCAUCUAAUUUUUCACCUCCGUAUACCAUUUCACAAAAUAAGCCCCCUAAACUCCCCAUUAAUGGAGCUGUUCAACAAACUCUAACAUUCCCUAUCUCUCUUCUUAUAACUCCUUCCUCUCCUUAAUUCUCACCUCGCCUUAAGCUUCCUGAAGAUGGGAAACGUCACCUCCGUCGUCUCCGGUGUCGGGAAAGUAGUUCUCUCUAAUGGUUCCAUUCAAGAAUUCAAUGAGCCGUUCACAGUGGCUGAGUUGAUGCUUGAACAUCCACGUCAAGUUGUCGUCGAGAUUUCUAAGAGCACCGUCGUAGGAAAACGACCUACUCCGUUGCCAGCCGAUGAAAAACUCAACUCGAACAAGGUUUAUAUGAUGCUACCCAUAAGAGGAGGCAAGCCAGCAUCAUUGUCGUCGGAAGAUAUCCGUCGUGUUCUUCUAUGUGCAAACUCGGCUUUACGGUCGCGCUCUCUCCUCCUUUCAUCUUCUAAGGUUCUCCCUUGGUUUGCGAGGGCAUGCACGGCAACGACAACAACGGCGUCGACAACAACAAGAGAGUACCGAGCAGAUACUAAAAAGGAAUUAGAUGUUGUGAAGAUGGAAGGAGAGGAAGUUGAAUGGGAAACGGUGGAGGGAAGGCCGGAGUAUUUGAGCAGACAGUUAUCGGGCAGAGGUUGGAAGCCAAGUUUGGAUACAAUUAAGGAGAAGAAAUUUGAGAAGAAACUUUCUCAUUGGUUGUUCAAAUUUUGACGAAGGCUUUUGGGAAGGCAUUAUGUCACAUAUUGUGCAUUAUUAUUAGUAUUAAGGUGCUUUCUAUAUAAUGAAUAUAUUUGAAAAGAGAUAUAGGGUUGAUAUUAUUGUUCCCCUGUUGUUUCUGUUUUUUAUUUUAACAUUGAUAUUAUAUUGUUGGUAGUACAUACGACGUUAGAGAAACGAACCUUUGACUUUGAAGUUUGAUAGUACAAAGGUUAUAUCAAUUGAGUGGUACUCACUUGACAUGUUUAUAUUUGUUUGUUAAAAGAGAGGAUAUAUUGAUCGAUAUAAAAUAGAUUAAACUUGAACAA
Messenger RNA from Cucumis sativus (cucumber), 1178 nucleotides. RefSeq lists its product as uncharacterized. The record is from RefSeq and is a predicted model, not a curated record. The transcript is spliced from 2 exons. Bases 277 to 864 code for a protein of 195 amino acids. Lineage: Eukaryota; Viridiplantae; Streptophyta; Magnoliopsida; Cucurbitales; Cucurbitaceae.